CCGAGAGGCACUAGCGAGAGAAAUGACAGAGAAACCCCCAAUUCCAGAACCCUCAUCGGAAGCCAUCGAAAUGGACGCCGGCCUUGCUUCCGCCGCCCGAACGCCGGAGAUUUCCCAGUACGAGCAGUCCAGAGAGUUGAGGAUCAGAGAAAACCUGGAGCGGAUGCAAAAACUCGGCAUCCUUGACCUCUCUCUCAAGCUCAAAUCCUCCGCCCCUUCGAAGCAAAAUCGCCGAAAAUCGUUUAAUCCAACAACUUCUCCGCCUCCGUUUGACCUCCCGCCGGCAGGACCCCUCCGGCGAUCAUCCAGGUUACAGAAUGUGACGCCGGUAACUUACUCCGAACUUCGAAUGGAGAGGAAAAACAAGUGUUCGGAGGAUGACGGUGUGAUUCUUGAAGAUGGUUCGAGGCCGGAGGUGUACACGGAAGAGCAUGAGAAGCUGUUGGGUAGCACAGAGAAGAGCUGGACGCUGUUUGUGGAUGGAUAUGGUAAGGAUGGGAAGCGAAUUUAUGAUCCAAUAAAGGGAAAGACGUGCCACCAAUGCAGGCAAAAAACAUUAGGGCAUCGCACUCAUUGCAGCAAAUGUGACAUGGUCCAAGGGCAGUUUUGUGGAGACUGUCUGUAUAUGAGAUACGGAGAGCAUGUUCUUGAAGCCCAACAGAAUCCUGAUUGGAUAUGUCCCGUUUGUCGUGGAAUUUGCAACUGCAGUUUGUGUCGCCAAGCUAAAGGAUGGCUCCCUACUGGAACUCUGUAUAAGAAGAUAGCAAGGAUGGGCUUCAAGUCUGUCGCACAUUUUCUCAUCCAAACCAAACGAUCACAGCCUAGUUCAGGGCAGAAUCCCACCGACCUCGCUUCUGCAAAAAGGUCACUGUCCUUCAUAGAUUUUGACGUUAAUCCCGCAGGAACAAUGGAGCAUCAUGUUGAAAAUAAUGUAGGAGGUGAAUCUGAAAAUGAGAAGCAGAUACUGCAGAGUAUUUCCAAUGUAGACACUAAAGAUCAUAUUUCUGUUAAGAGGUCACUGAGCUUUUCAUGUCUGGAGCAGCAGGACUUACAAGAAACUAAACCUCCAUAUUAUCUGGAUCAUGAAAAUGAUGAACUGUCAAAGCUCCAAUCUGCAAGCUAUGAACUUGGUGAAGUCAUCAAUGAGAAAGAAAAGGAACCGCAUUGCUUGAAGAGAAAGAAUGGUGAUAACUACAGUCCAUCUGAUGAAUGUCCAAUGCCUGAAAAGAAACCGACAAUUGCUCUACGCAAUGACCAAAGUGACAAAGAAUUAUUGGGAGUUCAAGGAAUAGCAUCGCCAACAGAUCAAAGCCUCGAAAAGAAGGGUGAUAUAAGCAGCCAGACAACCUCAGAGACUACAACUGGACAAAAAAGCCCAGAAGGCAAGGUCUUCCAAGAAACUAACGAGGAAAAAACAUCUGAAGAGGGUGCAAACAGUUUGUCGAAGAAAAAAACGAAGCCUCGAGUUGAACUUUCAAUCUCUUCAGAGCUUAAAUCUGUAAGUACUGGUAGGGUGUUGCGGUCUGGAGCUAGACAUCAAAGCCCUGAAACCAAGACCGAUAUUAGCAGCCAAACAACCUCAGAUAGUACAACUGAACAACAAAACCCAGAUGGGGUCUUCCAAGAAGCUGAUGAUAAACCAAGCAUAAUAGAGGGUUCGAACAGUUUGUCAAGGAAAAACACGAAGGCUGAAGCGGAACUUUCAACCUCUUCAGAACCAAAAUCUGUAAGUAUUGGUAGGGUGUUGCGGCCUAGACAUAAAACAAUCUAAAUAUGAUGCUAAAUUGUGUGUUAUAGGUUUUGCCACCAUAGUUUUUUUGAGGCUAGUAACUUUUUUUGGAACUCAGAAACUUGGUGUUUUAGGUAGUAGUUGUUUUAGGGGUAUCUAGCAAGGGAGGAGCAAGGGGAAGUUAUUUGUUGCAUAUGAUCAGUAGUUCAGCAGUUUUUGUUAUCCUCCUGUCUUUUUUGUUAAGCUUACAAAUCGACAGCUCUAAAGGUCAAAUCAGUCMUUUUGCGUUGAUUUAUCGGUCUCUCCUCCCCUUGAUGUCAGUUUCGAUGAUUAAUGUGACAAGAAGUCGAAAAGUUUA
Messenger RNA from Momordica charantia (bitter melon), 2087 nucleotides. RefSeq lists its product as uncharacterized. Gene Ontology annotation, biological process: regulation of DNA-templated transcription. The record is from RefSeq and is a predicted model, not a curated record. Lineage: Eukaryota; Viridiplantae; Streptophyta; Magnoliopsida; Cucurbitales; Cucurbitaceae. Gene Ontology annotation, cellular component: nucleus.